Epinephelus fuscoguttatus (brown-marbled grouper) is the source of this 10005-nucleotide messenger RNA. RefSeq names its product zinc finger protein 618 (gene znf618). NCBI's taxonomy places the organism in Eukaryota, Metazoa, Chordata, Actinopteri, Perciformes, Serranidae. The transcript is spliced from 16 exons. Bases 270 to 3206 code for a protein of 978 amino acids. The record is from RefSeq and is a predicted model, not a curated record. Gene Ontology annotation, molecular function: protein dimerization activity.
CUCGGCAAAUUCAUGAUUCAUUACGCCAUUACUCUUUCCUAAAAUGUAACGUAGCGUGUCGCGGAGGGGGUAGAGAGAAAAAAAGAGACGCUGUGGUGAAAAUUUGUAACAUUUGGAAUUUCCUCAUAACUAAUUCACAAUUUUUUUUUUUGGAGGAAGCAGUUGUGCAGUCACCUCUGGUCGGGGAGGGAAGAUUUCUGGAGCGGGGAGCCUGUUUCGCAUGAGCUGCAUCGUUUUUGGAGAAGCACGGGCUCAGAGGAGGUGGAGUCAUGAGCGCACAAGAGGCACCCAAUCCCGGGAAGGAGCAGGCAGACGGUGGGAGUGCGGCCACAGAUGGCCCCUCACCAACCUUAGCCCCAAAGACCAAGAGCACAUCUCCACCACCUGUUACAGUGAAGAAGGAGCCCGGGACCUCAGAGACGAGUAACGGGAAAGUGGGUGAUGCCAACCCCGCUGAGAUCUGUGUUGUCAUUGGAGGAGCUGACGGCGGAGCAAGCGGAGGUGGAUCCCGUAGAGCUCAGACCGAGGGUAUGUUUGCCCUUGGUACUCCUCCUCCAACGAAGAGCACAGACUCAUGCAUAGGUUCCUAUGUAUGUGGGGUGUGUGGGAAGAAGUACAAGUAUUAUAACUGCUUUCAGACACACGUCAGGGCACACAGAGAAUCAGAUAGCAUGGUUGCGGAUGGUCUCCCCCAGACAGCCAACAUCUUGUCUCCUCACUGUAGGCGCCUUCCCAUAGGUGACAUCCUAAUACCAGAUAGCUUCCGUUACUCCUGUGACAUCUGUGGCAAGAAGUAUAAAUACUACAGCUGCUUCCAGGAGCACCGUGACCUGCAUGCAGUUGAUGAUCCAUAUGAACAGGUAGUGUUACCUGUGGAUGGCCUUAAAGAGGAGGAGCCAGUUGAACCCUACCAGAAAAUCGGACCAAGGGAAAAAGCACUCGCCCACCUCCGCAGAGACCGCGGGUUCAACCGACGGCAGCGGGUGUCCCUUCAAACACAAUUGGCAGUGUUCGCAGAAACUGGGAGCUAUGUUUGUGAGUUCUGUGGGAAGCAGUACAAGUAUUUCAACCCCUAUCAGGAGCAUGUUGCUCUUCACACACCAAUGGGCUCCUUUGAUUUGAAGACAUCACGGGUACAGGAAUGUGGUAGCAUGGAUAUGAGUAAAUUUGGCCACAGCCAAGCUGGUAAGAUAAAAAACAGUCCAUUCAGGCGGAAACUGGAAAGUGCAAUUCAGUCUAGUCUGGUUGACACAAACAGCUCGCAGAAUUCGAGCGGAACUCCGAGCCCUCUGGUGGCCAGCACCUUCUCUGCAACCCAGAAACCCUACACUUGUGGUGCCUGUGGCAUCCAGUUCCAGUUCUACAACAACCUGCUGGAGCACAUGCAGUCCCACGCUGCGGACAAUGAGAACCACACCAAAGGGGACUCUCCCAAAACCUCCUCAGCCUCCGGUCCUCAAGAGCCGCUGUGGAGAGGCUCUCAGGCUCAGGCCCAUUCCUCAGUUAAACUACAAAUCCAGCCUCAAAGUAUCUCCCAGAGAAACAACACACUCAGCCAGAAUAAUGGACUACCUGAGAAGGAACGACAGCAGGUGGCUGAGCGCCUCUUACGGGUAAUGUGCUCAGAUCUGAGCAUGCUAAACGUGCUCAACAGCAAGGACUUCCUGAAGUUGGCACAGACCCUAGUGGAUACAGGUGCUCGUCAUGGUGCCUACUCCACCCGUGAUGCUUUUGGCAACAUGAGUGCCUUGGCACUGCGCCAGCUGCCCCGCAUGUACAACCAAGUCAAAGUCAAAGUCACGUGUGCUCUAGGCUCCAAUGCUUCACUUGGCAUCGCUGUCACCUGCCACUCCCAGACAUCAGGUCCAGAUGCUUGCUACGUUCUAACAGCCUACCAGGUUGAGGGGUCGAGACUGAAGCGCUAUGUGCUCGGCGUGAGGGAGGCUGAGCUGAGGGAGGGGCCUGAGCAGAUUCACCACUGGGUGCAGAAUGUGCUGUCUGAGUUUGUGAUGUCAGACAUUCGCACCGUGUAUGUCUCAGAGCCCAGAGUGUGGGCGGCAGGAUUUGCAGGAUCACCACUUGGCGGCGGCGGCCGGAGCAGGAUAUGCUUGCGAUGCGCAGGGUGUUCUCUCGGUGCAGUUGUCCAGGCUGUUCUUGGGAAGCGAAGCCUCCAGGCUCGAGGCCUUCACGAGUUGGCUGAGCUUCUCUCAACAUGCCGAGAUAUCGCCUCCUCCACCACUCUGUCCCUUCGCGAGGAGCCGUGCACCAACACAUCCACAAGCACAACUGAGGAAGGUUCACAGAGCAGCCCUGCACAGUGCCCCACCCCUCCUUGCUGGGAUCGUACGGCUGAAGCUCUUCUGCAGGUCCAUGCACACUUUGAACAAAUUUGUGAGGCUUUUGGACGCAGCAAGGCCACAGCUCCACUCCUCCAAGGUCUCAACAAGCAUCUGCUGGGCACGCUGGCUUGUCUGCUGGCACCUCUGCGUCUGGCAGCUCUGGAGCUGAGCAGUCAGAGGAGACCAACGUUGCAGCAGGUGCUGCCGGUCUACCUACGCUUGGAGAAGUUUUUCACAUCCAAAGCUGGAGAGGCUGGAACUGGCACGGCUAGCAAACUCUGCCACUACUUCCUAGAAGCACUGAAGGAGAACUUCAAGGUUGAACGAGCCCACCAGGUAGCCAUGGUCCUGGAUCCACAACUCAAGCUGCGUUCAGUGCCAGCCUACCAGCAUGAAGACAUAAUCUCCCGUGCAUGUGAAAUGGCUGCUGAAACCAGGGAUGGAGGUAUGACUGGUGGUGGAGGCUCAGGUGGUGAAGAGCGGGACACUGACGGCCCACCAACUCCUAAAAUAAGUCGCGUAGAGGGUGCGGGAAACAAUGGCGGCACCUCACGGGGGACCUCCUCAUCUUGCUCUGUGUCUGGUAACGAUGAGAGUCAGAGCCAAGUUAGGCAAGAGAUUUUUCAAUACCUGGCUGAGCCUCUUCUCCAAGGCACACCUGACCUCUUCCAGUACUGGAGCACAGCAGUGAACGAGAAGUUCCCCAAGCUCGCUCGCCUGGCGAUGUGGCUCCUUGCUGUGCCUGCUGUGGGCAUACGCAAUGAGUGUGUGACUGUGUGCGAGCAGAGCCUAGCUAUGAAGAGGAGGCAGCAGGUAACCGCUGAGGAGAUGAACAAACUCAUUUUCCUUCGCUCCAACAUGGGCUAGGAGAGAAACUCAGCCAACCCUAAUCAACCAAACCUUCACCUCCAACCAAUGACUGAAGACUAUUAUUUAUAUACUGUAGGUUUAGACAACUUAAAUGUGUUAAAUACUUCUCCAGACAGAUAUUUACAGGAAACUCACAUUGUAUAGGUUGCAAACACCCAUAAAACAAUACGGCUUAUUACAUAUUUUAUAUGGAGAAAGGACUGUUGUAAAGUACUGUGGACAAAAUGUAGGGGUGGAACGGUAACUCUCAAAAGAUUGUCCCGUUUGGUACGCCACCCUCGGUUUGGGAUGCACAUGUAAGCAGGAUCAGUCUUAUCAUGGCCAGUGAUUUGAAUUACUCCAGCCUAAUGACUGCUCAAGGCUAUAAUGCUGUUAUUCUCACUGGAUGGCAACAUUUUCAGGUAAAGUCAGCUUUCACUGCUUGAAACUACCGUCAUAGACCUCUGAAAACUCACAGCAGUACGUACUGUAGCAUGUACAGUAUAAGAAGGAUGAGUUUCAUUGGUGUAUGACACAAAAAUUCAAGAGGUGAAUCUCCACUGCCAUUGCACCUCUGACACUUAAGUGUACCAGGUUUUUGAUUUACCGUGUAUCACUGAAGAUUAUAUUUUUCAACAUACUCAGCCACGGGAAACAGUCAGGUAUCACAGCUAAAUCAUUGCAGCUAAUUCGAUGGUCGCUUCUGGUGACCUAAAAAUUUAGCUGUCGAUCAUUUGCAUGCACUGCACUGCACGCAUUUUUCAUUCAAAGGGUAAAACAGCAGCCGAUAAAACAUUAAUAUGAUGCUUUCCAUUUCUGUUUAUGUUACAAAUUGUAAAGAAAAGUCAUCCAGUGGUUUGUUUUCUUACUAAAAUUAACUUGAGAGGUCUUUUGCUGCUAGAAUUGCAAGUCAAAUUGCUAGAUUUGCAUAGAUGGGCCUAUACCAUGAAGUUUUCUUGGAUAAAAUGAAGCUUUUGGUUGACUUGUCUUAACAUGCACAAAGAGGACAGCAUCAUAUUAGAAUCUGUUUGUGGUCAGCUCUUACACUGAUUUCAUUCAGCCUUACCACAGCUGGAUUGCACCAACAGGGAAUUAAAUAGCAUAUUGGUUAUAUUAUCUUUUAAUGCUUAAUGGAACAACCCAGCUUGUAUGUCAGUAAACACACAAUAAUGACAUCUAGAGGCCAUUUUGUCUGGCCAGAUGAUAGUUUCCAGAUACUUCAGGAAUCUCUGUCACAUCAGUCAGCUCUGUGGGACGUCAGUACACUUCUUCUUACCGGAGACAUUCUGCCUGUGCAUUGCCCUCAGAUAAACAGCAGUAAUGUUAUUAGCCAUCAGCUUGGUAAGCUUGUAGGCAAGGAUUUAAUUCAUAAUUGCAUAAAUCCUUGUGUGGUUGCCCACUGUGUGUAUAUGUGUGUGUGUUUGUUUUGUUUUUUCAAAGCUUAAUUAGAAAAGACUUGUCCACAGGAAAGUUAUCAUUAUUAUUUUAUUUAUUCUUUUUUGUCUCAUUUAUCAUUUUAAUGUAAACAUUGUCUUCCUUGCGAGCUACACAUUUCCAUUUUUAAAGCAAUAAGCUUUAUCAUAGGGCAUAGUUUCCAACUCUAUCUCCUCAAAAUGACUGUUUUCAUGACGUUCUUACAGUUAAUUAUUAAUGGUAAAUUAUUUUCUUCGUGAAAUCAACUCUCAGGAAUGAGUGCACCCAAGCAGGCACCGCCACUUUUUCCUCACUGUACCGAAAACACACCGAACUGUGACCUCAAUGCCGAGGUAUGUACUGAACCGUGACUUUUGUGAAACGUUCCACCCCAAAUACAGUUAGUGCCAUUUGCAACAAACGAAAAAUGGGUCUCCGAGGGUUUAUUUUUUUUACAGGAUGAAGCAACUUCUGCCAGUACGUUAAAAUCAACACAUGCAUCCUAAUGAAGUCAACUUAUUUAUUUUUUUAUGGAUUCUAGUAUACAUAUAUGCUAGCUAAUACCUCCUAAAAUGACUAGGGUGAAUGGAAGUUAUACUGUACAUUUGUUUGUUGCCUUUGGUACUAAUUAGUCAAGUACUAGUUUGUCAUCUCUGUUUUUGGGCCUUAAGUCUCUUUCAUGCGCCACCUUAAAUGGAUAGUUCGGACUUUUUAAGGUUGGGCUGUAUGAGUUACUUAAAUAUAAUCAGUGUAUUACCAACAGGAGAUGACAGUCAGCAUCCUUCUAGUUUGGAGAAACGAACAGGAGUACUGCCAAGGAAGCAAAGCAAUGUACUGCUGUGGAUGGGGGCAGCAGCAAACUGUAUUUUAGCCACCUAUAAAAAAAGACCCACCGAAAAAAUCUCUAUCGUCAAUCUAUAUCAUUCAAAGUGUGCACUAUAUUUAGAAUAUUUUUACUGCUUUACUUUGCCAUUAGACCGUUCCUUCCCACUACAUUUUCUCAACUGCAGGACUUCUGUAUUCCUACGCAUAGGCCCAACUAUGCCAAAUUGAAGACGGUCCACAAGACAUUGGCAUUCGGGGGGACUCUGGAUGAUUGUUGAUUCAGACUGCAUGUGAGGCACUGGCAUCCUCUGAUUCAGAAAGAUCCUGAAGUUGUUUUUUAACCGGCUCCAUGCAGCAGGUGGGCUUUGCAUCUGCACAGCCAGUUAGCUGGUGCUUUUUCUUGGCCUCCAGUUUCCACAGAAAUUUCCCCUUUUUCUCUCUCGGCCCAUUAAGUCUCCAUCUACAAAAGUUCCUCUGUAUACUGUGGUUCAUAAAGGUUUCCCCUUGUCGCCACAGUGAACGUCAUUUUGUCGUUGCUGUCACAAAUUUGUUGUCUCUUCCAAAAAAGGCUGAAAAUCUGACCUAACAGCUGAUCUCUGGUAUAAUUCAGUGUGCGGCACAGCCGCGCUUAUUUGUAGGAAUAGUAGUGUAAACAAACGGCAACCUCAGGCUGAGAAAUGAAUCCAAUGCGCAAGUGCCAAAACUGCAGUUCCUUGAAUGGCCACUUGAUGCUGGCUCCAAAACAGCGUAAAUCCCUUUAGUCCCCCAUGUUCACAUGUCCAACUUCUCAGCAGAUAUAAAUAGUUUACACCCUGGUACAAAAAACAGUUUUGGUCUCUAUAGCUAAUUUCAACAUUCAUGACAAUUGUACAGGGUUGAAUUUUUUUUAAUACUCUUCCAUUCACAUUUUAUUAAGUGUUAAGGUUAUGCAUAUUUAAGGGCGGGGCCGCCUGAGUGACAUACAUGUUACACAUAUAGCACACACUUAAACUGAUUUUUUUUUAGGUGGCUAAAAUAGGUUUUACUGCUCACCCUGUCCACAGCAGUAUAUUGCUUUCCUUCCAUAACAGUACUCCUGCCUGCUUCGCCAAAUUUAAGACAUGCCGUCAGCCAUCUACUAUAGGUAAUCCACUGACUGUAGAUAAGUACCUCAUAAAACCCCACUUCAAAAAAUCUGAGCUCUCCCUUUAACAGUCAGAGCCAACAUCAUGCCUUUUUAUUGCUGUUAAAUGGCCUUCUUUUCACCAUCUUUUCUAAAGCUUGUAGUUUUUUUUUCCCCACUCCUGUAGAUUCAAAAGAACCUCUGGCUGAUGGUUUGAAACAGUGCCCUCCAGUGGUCAAAUGUGGAAAAAAUCAUUAACAACUGUGGUAUUUGACAAGUGCUUUAUUCCAAAGUUCAGGUCAUCUCUUAAUUUAAUUUCUAUAUAACAGGUCAGGAAUUAUUUCCACAAUAACAAUAACACACCCAAGCACAAGUAUCCACUGUAUAAACCUAUACUCAGAACCAUGGAAAUAAAAUGAACUGUCAUUUUAUUUCUAUACCGUAAACCUAUACUCAGUAGGUCAGGUCUUUUCUGGGGUCAUACCAGAGCAGAGAGAUUUAACAAAACAAAUACUGUAGUAUGAGUGUUUCAUUUGGGAUUUGUUUAUCUUAAUAUUUGUAAUGCAGCUUAAAUAUCAUUUGAUCCUAAAGGGUUCAGUACAGUUAGAUAAUGUCACUGCUCCACAUGGAUGAGAGGCUAUAUAAUCUACCCUUUGAAUUAUAUUCAGAUAUUAAACACUAAUAGUCAUAACUGAAAAAAAUCAACUUUAAGAAAAGAACAAAAAAACCCAAAAAACAUUGUAUUUAUUUUGUUUCCCAGCUUCCCAGUUCAACGUAAUGGUCCAUUGUGUAGGAUUCAUGGGCAUCUAAUAGCAGAAAUUGUGUGUAAUAUUCCUAACUAUGUUUUCAUUAGUUUAUAAUGACUCAAAAAGAGGAAUAAUUGUGUUUUUGUUACCUUGGAAUGAGCUGUUUUUUUAUCUACAUGUGAAACGGGUCCUCUUCCACGGAGUUUACCAUAUUGUUUCUACAGUAGCCCAGAAUGGACAAACCAAACACUGGGUUUAAAAUGGGCCAUUCAUUUUUUUUUUUUUUUGGCCACCAUACUUCUCCUACACACUUGGCAUAUGGGAGAAGUUUCAAUUCUGCAACCUCACCGCUAGAUGCCACUAAAUCCUACACACUAGACCUUCAGGAUACGGUCACAUUACUCCUCUGCCCAGCAAAUGUUCACUCAGUCUGCUGUUAAUGUUAGUUGACUUGGACGAAUUCAAGCAUACGUUUCCUGUUAUGGUUCAUCUUUGUUUAUCUUUGAUCUUGCUGAUGUGCACGGUUACUCAGUAGGAUCACUGCUGAACUGUGCACACAUAAUAACUUUAGUACUCCAGCUCUAUGGCACCAACUUAUUUAGCCACAGUUUCAGGUUUAUAAUCACACUUAAAAAUAUUUAUUUAUGACCCAGGCUGCAAUUGUGAUAUGUUCUUCUUUGAGGCUGAGAGCUGGGCAAUUUUGUUAAAUGUGACUGUACCUUUAGGCUGUAAAGGACACAGGAAGUGGAAAGUAAGAAGUCAGUACACUGCACAUGGGAUAUUACAGGGCAUUUGAGUGAAUGGUCUAAAGUGCAACGCCAAGGUCCAGCUAAAAAUAUUUCUAGUCCACCUGAGUGUCAUUUUUCAGUUAUGUAUUAAAUUGUCAACUUCUUUUAUAAAUGCUUUAAAGGUUGAAAAUGCUUACCUGUCAAUCAAAGGUGAACAGCUCUGCAUUGCAAACUACAUCAGAUUGUUUUUAACAGACUGUUGCCCUCUUUACCUCCAUUAACAGCUUUGAUGUAGUGAUUCAUACAUGUUCUUUUUAUCCUCUUUUGUAAGAGUAACUUAAAACCAGGCUGUAAACUACUUUUGCUGCCCUCUCUUGUUGAAGGUCUUCUCCCUGUUUCACAAUCAGUGAUGCAUGGUUGUGGUUAGAAAUGUGGCCUGUCGCACCUCUAACCACACCCAACAGAGCAGUGAUGUCUUUGGGGUUUUGAAGUGCACCUGUACAUCUCUGUGUGCAACCACUGGAGGUCAGCAAAGACAACAUUUUCAGGGGGUCUUAGGUUACUCUUUAAUGAUUUCUUAAACUGUCUGAUUUUUUUUUAUUUUGCAAUAAGGUUCAGGAAAAAUAACUCUUUCACUCACACGUUAACACAAUCUGUUAUCUGUUUUCCCUCUGUAAGGCUUGGGGAAAGUGACUUCAUUCAGUGUAACCAAGACGUACAUUAUUUCAUCAUAAUAAUCAAUAUGUAUACUGCUGUUUGCAAAUUGAUUAAUGUCACACUUAUAUUUUGGUUAAAAAAAAGAUUGCUGUAUAUUAUAUUUGAAAUUUAAUUUUUUUAAAGUACCAAUCCAAUGUUUUACCUCAGUACUCAGAAGGUAAUGUCGUCAUUUAAAGAUUGAAAAUCAGAUACAAAAUUUAGCUCUGGUCUAAGAUAUAGUCAAAAUACUGUACAUUGAUUUGCAGUCUUAGCGGUGAUCCUCAAUUGAACUGAUGAAGGGAUUUUUCUUACAGUUUUUAAAUAAGUAUUUUAAAUAGGAUAUGCUCUGGGACAAAAUGCCAUUGUUGACGUAAUGAUGUCAACAUGAUUUUACUUAGAAUAGCGUUCUUUUUGUUGAUUAAAUACAAAUUAUAUCUAAGAUAUGCAUGCUUUUAAUAAGAGUACUGAUAUAUAAAGUUAGAGCCGACAUGAUUCACUUCCAUCUGUUGAGAAACACUGGCUUUAUGAGUAGACGUUACCUUGAGACACUCAUCACGAGUCAGACAAGCAAGCGGGACUGAUAAUUAACCUUUCGAGGUGGGAGUAGCGACGCUGAUCAUGGGUUGGUGUUAAUGGGUUGACAUCAUCCAUUUUCAGAAGAUGUAUUAUGUAAAUACAUGAGAACUGCUGUUUUUAUGCCACAAGGGGGAGCCUUCAUUUCAGAGAUACAGUAGGGAACACCAAUAACAUUAUACCUCUAUUUUCUACAGUAGCAUUUCAAAAGGUUUUUGAUAUAAUAGAAAACUCAAGUUAGAUACUGUUAUUAGACAACUGAAAUCAGCUGUAAGUUUUAUUUUGUUUCAGGAUUUUAACUUAUUCAGAUAAUAAUUGUAAAAUAUGGUAUAAGAAUGCAAACAUGGAGAUCUUUUUUUUUUUAACUAUGGAUUAUAGUCUGUAUUAUCAAUUCAGGUUAAGAAACUAGUGUUGCUUUCAUCCUAUUUUACAGGCAUUUCUUCCUUUUAUACUCUGCUAAAAUGCAAAAAAAAUGGGUUUGAUUCUCUUCAUUUUGUCUUUUUUAUCGCACUUUGGCAGCAGAUUCCUGUGUAGCUUCAGAUCUGAGUUGUCUUAUUAGUAAGCCUAAUUUAUACUUUUGUAGCAACACUAUUUUUAUAUAAUGGCGAAGAAAGGGUUCAGUGUCUUUUUCUUUUGUUUUUCCUGUGUCAUAUGUGGCAGCGCUGUUCAAUGUUUCUUGAAUACAUUACCCACUGUAGUAUGUGAUGUGUGAAUAAACUCCAAAUCUGUGUCAA